AUGGUUCCUCUCGACUCCUGCUCGCUCAUGGUCUUCUGGUAUUCAGAGGGCAAGAAACAUCCGUUGAAAAAUCUCCAAAACGUUCCGUUCCAACACGUGCAACGGGAAUUUUUUGUCCUCUCGCGAGGCGCAAACCUGUUACCGCAGGUGCCAAAGCGCACUUAUGGCUGCCGAUUUUACCAGAGGUUGUUAGUACGAUCUCGAUGCGUCGAUCCUUCUCUUCACCCCCGACUGCGCCAAGAAGCUGCUCGGAUAACCUCAAAACGCCCACAUGGUUUGCGAUUUACAGGCCAUCAGCUGACGGUGUUCAACAGUCAGUCGACCAUCCAUGUCGGAGGUCGGUGGAACCGCAGCAAGGAGAGGGUCGAGAGGCCAUUUCUUGGUAUCAUUUCGGGAUUGGUGGUCAACGGUGCACGGAUUUUGGAGUUGGCAGCUGCCAAAGAUGGCAGGGUCACUACCAGGGGAGAUGUCCAACUUUUACCGGCAGGCAGCCUCCUGGACAGGGCCGCUCCGUUGCAAAGAAUGCAGCAGACUCCCGCCUCCGGAUUCCCUGGGGUCAUGGACGAUCUAAUAUUUUCCGGGGCCGGAAGCGGAUGUGCCGGCGACGACGAAGACGAAUGCACGCCCAUCUACGAAUCUGGUUCCGAUGAUCUGAUUACGCCAGUGUACGUGGCGCCUACGAGGUCGCCGACGACGCCGAAACCGAAAAUCCAUAAGGAGAAUAUCCAGGAGAGGCCCUCCUGCGACGACGAGGAGGACUGCGAGGAAGGCUCCGGGGAUCCCGGGACGACCGAGGAAAUCUUCGUGACGUCGCCGACAGGCACGUAUAUCCAGGAAUUGGCAGAAAAUUUCGGGCCGAACGCAUCCAGCGCAGCCGACCUGAGCACGGUGACCCUUACCACUCCGAAGGAGACGCCGACGAGUCACAUCAGCACGCAGAGCUCCACUCUCAGUCCGACCUCGUCGAGAGGGUUCUACACGGUCUCGACGCUGCCCAAUGUGUCCAGCACCGGCAUCGAAUCAAGCCACGGCAGCAGCACCGUGACGCUCCGAGCGAUCAGCGUAACGACGCAAUCCACGACGACAACCACCACGGAAAUGACCGAUCCACCUCCACCCCCAUUACCACCGGUGUACCCGCCGAUGCCGACGCCCCCGAAGAACAACAACAACAAGAGGAUCACCUCCGAGGCGGCGGAGAACGCCGCCCUGAUAAUCGGCAUAAUUGCGGGCGCCCUGAUAGCGAUAGUCCUGAUCAUCCUGAUAAUCCUGAAGUUCAAGAACCGCCCAGAAGCAAAUUACAAGGUCGACGAGAGCAAGAAUUUCUGCCAGGACCCUAACGCCGCGUUGCUGGGGGCGGCGGGGUCGGGUCAACCUUUCAACGGAGCCCUGAAGAACGGGGCGAACGGCAGUAAAAACGGUAAAAAGAGGGAACUCAAGGAUAUCAAAGAGUGGUACGUAUAAAGGGGUGACGGAGUACUGCCGGGGAAGGAGAGGCCGAGCCAGGAAGAGGAAGUGCGACGAAGAUGGAGGGCCCUCCGACGAGGACGCACUCGAAGAACGACGCGACCUCGAGGCCACUGCAUAUUCGGAAAUUGCGCCCCUUACGUGUAAUUAGCCGUUAAGGAGGGAAACGUGGCUGCUGAUUGCACGAUUUACCGUCACUGGAUGGGAUGCCAUUUUAAUUAAUCGCUAAUUUGGCCGUGCUUUUCUUGCGAAUAAUGCGUGUCACGCGGUGCAGAAUUUAAGUUUCACGAGCCUCGGUCUGGUUUCAACCUUCGUCCACGUUCUGUAAACGAGGUUUCUAAGGAAUAUUCUUCUGAGUUAAAAAUAGCUGAUCACGGUAACACACCGUAGACUUUUCCUCGGAAGCCUAGACGCGAAGUAGUCCGGAGGGGAAUUUUGUCAAAAUUAGAUGUCCAAAAAAAGAGGGCUUCUCUUAGAGAUCGAUUAUCACGAAACGAGAGUGUCGUUGCGUUCAGUAGCCUCGUUAGCGCAAUCUCUGCUGAAACUUACUCGUAUGCAAAAGAGAAAAAGAGAGAAAGAGAGAGAGAGAGGAAAACGCGGAGAGACGAGGCGAGUCAAGACUGAUCGAGUUAUGGGCAAAAAGUAAUAACGAGCGAAGAAUAAUAACGCGAAAAAAUUACACAAACCACGGAGCGAUGGGAGAAGAGAGAAAGAGAAAGAGAGAGAGAGAGGGGGUGUGGGGACGUGUGUGUUUGUGAGCGAGAACAUGAAUGAACAUCGAGGAUCAUUUUGCUCGUGCUGUAACGAUGUAUACUUAUCAACGCGCAAUGUCAAGCUCCUUCGAGGACGAUAUCAAACAGAUAUCCUUUCGAUUCGACGGAGCGAAAAAGGGCGAGAUUUUCAUUUCCACUCCGACGCUCUCCUCGCGAGUCUCGAAGGGAUUCGAUUCUCGAAUGGGAGAAGUCGAUCUCGCGGAAAAUCGGGGGAAUUCCUCAAGGCGGGAGAAGCGCUGGAAGAGCGAAAGUAUAGGUAAUUAAAAAGCGAUCCUAAAUAGUAAUUACUACACUAAUUGUUGUAUAGAAGAUAUAUAUAUAUAAAUAUAAAUAUAAAUUAUGUUAUGCGUGUAAAUUGUUUAUCGAAUUAUAGAUUUUAUUAAAGAAAAAGCGAGGGGAGACGGGAAACCGGCCAGCACGAAAUCGAGGGAAACGCGCGAGUUUUCGCCGGAGUAGCAAGGACAUUCGAGAGGUAGCCCAUUGAGAAAAUUAAAAUUAAGGGAAUUUGGAUAAUGCAUAACUCUCUGGGAGUGGCGGAGGGAAAAUUCAAGCACCUCGGAGUAGGCGUAGAAAUUGCGAAAUUGCUUUUACAUGACACACACAGGGUGCAAGUGCAGCGUCGCCGCUAAAUUCUUAAAACUUAUCGAUGAAUCGAGAGAGUCGCGGUAUUAGGCUUCUAGAGUGAGAACCAUUUUUAACGUGUGUGUGUGUUUCGCAAUAACGAGGAAAAAGAAAAGGGCGCCAAAGAAACGACUGAGAAUAAUUAACUCGAGAAUCGCGCAUGGAAUGGCCGCGGAUUUUUCUUUCCAUUCUCCCGGAAAACCGCGAAGACCGAAAAGCUUCGCGGCAAGUUUUGAAAGCUCUCCCAAUCGGCCUCUCGACUUUUCCUGAAUUAGAGGGAAGCUUCGAAAGAGCGACGACAAAAGGAAAGAAAUAAUAAUCCAAGGGAUAAAGACUCGAGGACUCAAAGGGGAGGCGAAACCCGCGAAAUACCGAACUCUCUCUCCCUCUCUCUCUCUGUGGUGGCUGCCACGUGGGCAGGCAUAUAAAUAAAUAAGCAAAUAAAUGUACAUAUAUUUUCGUAAAGCACCGACUCGCCGUUCGUUUCCGAGAGCCGAUCUAGCCGGCCCGCAGGUGUGAUUUCCGUUCACCUGUCCACGAGCCAGGGAGAGGAAAAAGGGGCGAAAAGUUCCCCAGGGAACAUUAUCCGAGAUCCCCAGAAAAUACUAGAACCGCCAGCGCGAGUUUCCUGGGGAAACCAAAGAGAGAGAGAAAAAUGGUGUCCGUCUCAAACUACCGAGAACGAGCCCGGACCUCGAUUCGUCGGAAAAUCUGCCGAGGUUUGAUAUCGAGGCGAAAAAUCGAGAGAAUCGAAAAUCAAAGGCCAGGUCGUUUCCGAAAUCGACUGUGUCCCCUCCAGAAAUGGAAAUUUUCGGGAAGCCCGAGAGGGUGGAGGGAGGGGAACUUAUACUUUUUUUUUUCUUUUAAUUUUGUUUCAGUGCGACGCGCUCGAGAGAACGCCGAGAGCGCACGUGAGGACAGUGAAACGCGGCAAUUCGCCGCGAAUUGCUCGUUGGAUGGCGAUAAACUGACGAAUCUCGGCACUAUGGUGCUUUCCCAGUGACGCGAAGUGUUAAGAGACAUUCGGUGAACGGUUUGCCGAGAGGGUGGGUGGCAUGAAAGUUGUAUAGAAAUGUUAGAGCUGCGCCGGAUCAAGGCCGGACCGUCUUGAGUUCCUGUCUGCGUACGUUUCGUAAGUUUCGCAAGUUUUGCACAUUUGGUUGGUUUUAGGUGUACGCUGUUUCAUAGGUGUACGUCCCGUAGACGUAAAACGCGCAAAGGCGAGAGCGUGAACCGAGUGGGCGCCUGUAGACGUAGCCGAGUGCGAUUGGGCGCGAGUGAAUGUACGCGAGGUGCGACUGAGGCUUAGCGAUAUGUACAGCGAGUACUGCUAUUCGAUAGUUUCGAGAUUUCUUUGAAGUACCUCGCGAGGCGAGGCGUCACUUUGCACACGCGUUACGUGAACGCGAGGGUUUUUGUAUAUUGCCGAACAUUUUUUAAGAGUUUUCCGUUCGCGCGCGCGUUCGCCGCGACGCAGGCCUUAAGGGGUUGACCACGGCUUCCUCUUUCAAGUUUCUACAGCUUGUAACCCUUUCGCACCCCCUGGCUUCGCUCCGAACCCCGGAGGCCGAGGGAUUCGUGUUCAAAGUAUCCCCUCCCAUAGCACAACCCGUGCCGUUUGCAAUGGAGUCUCGAACACCCCACUUCGAUGUAAAUAUACCGAAGGUAGCGAUUCGUUUCCGGGUACUCGAUGGCUCCCCAAAAGUCUCCCAGGGUGGAGCUCGCCCUCUUGAUCUUUCCAUCGCUGAAAGUCGAGGAUCUCUCUUCUCAGAAUUCUUCCCGUGUUUCCUGCAAGUCGAGGGUGGUGUACCGGUGUUCGUUUCUCCUUUGGAAUCAUUUCGCGGGGCUGGAGAGAUUUCUUUUUCUCCGCGGUCGGGAACCGCGUGCGUUCAUUUCGUCGAGCAUAUCAUCGGCCCCAGGGGCCGAGUCUCGGAGGUAGAGUCCAUUGGAAGGAGAGGGCGAAAUCACGGAUAUCCUCCUCGUAUAUCCUCUAGAGUCCGCAUUAGUGCACCUGCAAACGUCAGACCGAUUAUCCCAAUUGUCGGGCACUCGAAUCGAAACAUAAAUAAUUACGUAUUUCUAACCCGAAGACUCUCGGGAUGGCGUUCUCGCAGCUGUCGACUAGCCGAGGCCGAGCCCGGCUUCGCGCGUCUUCCUAGAGCUCGCGUCGACUCGCUCUCGACACUCGUGACCGGAAAAUAUUUAUUCCUUAUUGUCAAUCGAUUUUACGUUUUAACGUAAUGUACCCUUUCCGCGUCUUCGGCAAGUCGAGAGCGCUCGAAGGACGAGCCGAGCGCGAGGCCCGGUUUGCGCCUACAAAAGGACGGUUCUCACUGUAGAUCUAUGAACUAACGAAUGAAAAGAAUCUCUGCUUGGAUGAAGCUCGACACGUAAGAGGAAGCACAUCUUAACGGCCAUCUUUCGUUGUUAGCGCGUCCUUCCCUGUUACAAACGAAUAUAAAAACCAAUUUAAAGUACACGACAAUUGUUACCGUUAUUGCAAUUUUAAUGUCCUUAUUAAUGAUGUCAAAAUAACGAUGCCUAACGCAAUUUCAUCGGCAUCAUACCUUUUGGUACACGCUGUAUCGUACUUGGAAAAAAGCGCCGAACAUACCUCUAUCACGAAUACGAGAUUGCGCGCAUAUGUGCAGCAACGUAAGAUGGCCGCUGCAUCUUCUGUCCUUAGCCAAGCCGCAUGCGAAAUAUGCAUACAGGAAACACGCCGCAAAUGCGUCAAGAACGCAUGUAUAUUUGUGUACAUCCACGCACGUGGAACAAGCAUUUGAUUUAUGAUGAAAUUUGCUACCCUACACGUGCCCGCUGUACAUUAACAAAAUUAAACGUGUGUACCAAUUACCCUGUACAGCGAGCAAGCAGCAUUUACUUCGCCACAUAAAGCAUUUAAUGAAACAAUUGCUCUAUGUGCGUAGGUAUGCAUAAUUACAUGGGUUUAUUACAUGCUUCUUGAAGAAUUUACUGUGUGCUUAUUGUGUACGUAUUCGAUGUGCCACUUGACUUGCGUCUCGAAUUUUAGUCCCCUCGUUAAAAGUCUCUAUCUCACUUCACGCCACAUUCGUUUCUUCAUAGAUCCAUGGUUCUCACCAACGACUGAUUACUUCGUAAAGCUCGCUCGAAGGCAACUUUCCCGACCGCUUCGAUCGCUCGAUCGAGCCACGGCAGGAAAACUGAAAAGCAAAGGGAAAAACGAUCUGUAGCGUGUAAAUCAGUGUGGACUUUGUAUUACGUGGCUAAUUUCAAGGAUGACCGCGGCGAUACUCCCCGGACGUUUCUCUGAUGACCAGGAAAGAGUUUUCCGGGAGUAUCGUUGUCCCUCGUCCACCUGGCUGUCGACCUGACGUCGAUUUUGCAACCUAUCGGCGUCGUUAAUCGUGCAUUUGGCGCCACCUAGAAGCGAGGAUAUAUUAAAAACGAGAAAUAAGUGCGUCUAGGAACCAAAGUUCCGAAAAUCGGGAUAACGAGCGAUCGAGGAGCUUGGCUCUAGAGAUUUUGUUCGGUAAAGAGGAGCCUCUUGGCGUCCGGUUUUUGGGGUUAGGUAAUUAAUCGAUAUAUCGAGGAUCGAACGAUACAAAAUGGCGCCGAUAAGUAGCAACAUCGAGGCUCGCGUCUCGCCGGGGCCCACCUCUAUCUGCAUAUCCUUCGAUGUACUGACAACUAAUGUUUAUACUAAAAACCUAAUAUCUUCUAUGCGAUAUCUACGAGCGAAAUGUUACUCUAUACUUAACUAUACAUUAACCUGGAGUUAAAAGUACCGAGGGGGCGGACACGUUGCGUCCGGCCCGCGGGUGUCGCGACGAGGACCUCGUCGGGGCAGAGGGGGCGUGAAAGAAAAAAAAAAAGAAAGAAAAUAACUCGGCCGUAUCUAGAGUCGCUAGCUAGAUGGGAUACACAUUAUAUAUUUUACAUUGUACAGUCAUUAACUAUGAGUGCACUAUACCAUAGAUGGAGAUUAUAUUCGUAUCGAAGUGCAGGUAUUGUAAUAAGCGCUCGCGCGUCCCCUGGGGCGCUCGAAGAUGAUUCCUUCACCGACAUUACCGACGGUGCAACUCCCGGUAUCUUUCAAAGCGCUGAAUAGUUUCGAACUCGACCGCUAGAGUGCGCAGACCAGAAGGCUCGACGCGGGCGCGAAAGUCUGGAAUAUUAGCUGGGAAUGCGAGAAACGGGACACGGAUCGAUUGAGGAUUUUCUGAGUUUACGAGAGAGCCUUCUGGCCUAAGGCGGGGCGAUCGCUUUCGAAAAAAGCGAGAAUCUACAGCGGUAAAGAGCUAUCCUUUAAUGGCCGGCGCUGCUUCUGGGAGCUGCGCGAGGGAGGUACGCGUAAGAUCUGCGCGCGGCGACUGCGCAAGGCGACUGCGCAAGGCGCGCGGCACCGCGAGGCCGCGCGGCGCCGCUGGGAACGAAAGGGCGUCACUCCGUCGUCGACUCGCGAGGCGGAGCAUCGCGGGUGCGCUCGCGUCGUGAUGCGUAUCGCGCGGUUCGAUUUCUUCAGGUCCGCGGAGUGUAGCGAGACGGCGCGAUGGUGCACUUAGAUUUUGUACACUGACCGAGCGGCGAUAGAGGGCUGUCACAGCCCGUCUGAAAAUGGAAAAAGGAAGAGAAAGGGAAACAGAACGAGAACGGUUUCUCUCCUUUCGCUCUCGCGUGCGUCCGGACGAGAUCGCGAGGCCCCGCCGUUUCUCGCGCACGGCCAUACACAGCCAAACACGUACACACACCGUUUCACUCGCACGCGCGCACGCAUUCGCACGCGUAAAGUAGCGCGACAAAGAAGUCAAGUUACCGAUCUCUGACCCGGUCUCGGGCACGUGUAAAUACCUACAAAUAAUGCCGUAACUAAAGAUUGUAUGAAUAAAGUAUUGACAAAACUGUGA
Messenger RNA from Orussus abietinus, 7750 nucleotides. RefSeq names its product neurexin-2-beta-like. The transcript is spliced from 7 exons. NCBI's taxonomy places the organism in Eukaryota, Metazoa, Arthropoda, Insecta, Hymenoptera, Orussidae. Bases 1 to 1464 code for a protein of 487 amino acids. The record is from RefSeq and is a predicted model, not a curated record.